AUGGCUUCUGAUAGCAAAUUGUUUAUGGGAGAAGUGGUGAAGGAGUGGGGUGAUGUCCUCCUUGGAAAGCUCCGAUCACUGGUGGACGUCGAUGGUGGUACCGGUGGUGCUGCCUUAAUGAUCACUGAGGCUUUCCAAUCGGUGAAGUGUUCGAUUCUUGAUCUGGCUCAUGUGGUGGAUAUGCAGCCGGAGAAUGGAUUGGUAGAGUUUGUGAAGGGUGAUAUGUUUGUGCAUUGGAUAUUACAUGAUUGGAGUGAUGAUGAAUGCAUAAAAAUAUUAAAGAAAUGCAAAGAGGCAAUCCCAAAUAGAGGAAAGGUGAUUAUCAUUGAAGCAGUCGUAGAACAUGAUGUUGAUUCAAAUGAGACGACAAAGACUCAAUAUCUUCUUGACAUACAUAUGAUGACAUUUACCACAGGAAAAGAGAGAAAUGAAAAUGAAUGGAAAUCAAUAUUUCUUCAAGCAGGCUUCCCAAGUUAUCAGAUAAUCUGUGAUUUAGGUGUUCAUUGUGUGAUUGAGGUCUACCCUUAA
Dioscorea cayenensis subsp. rotundata (Guinea yam) is the source of this 528-nucleotide messenger RNA. RefSeq names its product 5-pentadecatrienyl resorcinol O-methyltransferase-like. Gene Ontology annotation, biological process: methylation. Lineage: Eukaryota; Viridiplantae; Streptophyta; Magnoliopsida; Dioscoreales; Dioscoreaceae. The record is from RefSeq and is a predicted model, not a curated record. The transcript has 2 exons. Gene Ontology annotation, molecular function: O-methyltransferase activity; S-adenosylmethionine-dependent methyltransferase activity. The coding region runs from base 1 to 528 and encodes 175 amino acids.